UAACGACAACAGGAAGAGCAGGGAGUAUUGGUUUAAAUCGGCUAGAAGAACAACCUGCAUGCAUUGUUUGUUCUUAAACUUUUCUGCACAUCUACAGACUGAUAAAUGUGCUGCUCUUAUUCCUCAGUAACUCUUAGUGUUCCAUAUGACCGUCUCAGCACUCAAACAGUUGUGAAUCAGAGCGUCCUUCCGGAUGAUCCAAUCAUAGCGCAGACCUCUCGGAGCUUGUCACUACUGCGCACGCUCCUCCCGCAGUCACUGUCCAAGUUAACCUAGAGACGGAACAUUUUCAACGUUUAAGAUGACGACUUCGUGGAGUGACCGUCUGCAGAACUGUGCUGAACUCCCGGCCAACAUGGACGGCAUUGCAAUGAAGAAGUAUCGACGCGAAGCUCACCACAGCUUUCCGAGGGAUCUGGCUCAUCCUGCAAUGAGAGUGUUUGUCAAUCGAAGCUUGGCCAUGGAAAAAAUCAAGUGCUUUGGAUUUGACAUGGAUUAUACUCUUGCUGUGUAUAAAUCUCCAGAGUACGAGUCACUGGGAUUUGACUUGACCGUUGAGCGUCUGGUAUCCAUCGGUUACCCCCAAGAGUUGCUCAACUUUGUCUACGAUCCCUCCUUCCCCACCAGAGGUCUGGUGUUUGACACCAUGUUUGGCAACCUGCUAAAAGUGGAUGCCUAUGGGAACAUUCUGGUGUGUGCACACGGGUUCAACUUCUUGAGGGGACCUGAGAUCAGAGAGAUGUAUCCCAACAAAUUCAUCCAGCGUGGAGAUACCGACCGUUUCUACAUCCUGAACACACUCUUUAACCUGCCGGAAACGUACCUCUUCGCUUGUUUGGUGGAUUUCUUUACUAACUGUCCCAGAUAUGCAAGUUGUGAAUCUGGCUUCAAAGAUGGCGACCUCUUCAUGUCAUACAAGAGCAUGUUCCAGGACGUGAGAGACGCUGUGGACUGGGUUCACUUCAAGGGAACCUUGAAAGAGAAGACGGUUGAGAACCUGGAGAAGUAUGUGGUAAAGGAUCCGAAGCUCCCUCUGCUCCUCAGCCGCAUGAACGAAGUGGCUAAAGUAUUUCUGGCCACCAACAGUGAUUAUAAAUACACUGAGAAAAUCAUGACCUACCUGUUUGACUUUUCUCAUGGACCAAAGCCGGGAACUCCUCACCGGCCCUGGCAGUCCUACUUUGACCUGAUCCUGGUCGACGCCCGCAAGCCCGUGUUCUUUGGGGAAGGUACAGUUCUGCGGCAAGUCGACAUUACCACGGGUCGGCUGAAGAUCGGCACAUACACCGGACUGCUCCAGCACGGCAUCGUGUACUCUGGAGGAUCCUCAGACAUCGUUUGCGACUUGCUGGGUGCUAAAGGAAAGGACAUCAUCUACAUUGGAGACCACAUUUUUGGAGACAUUCUCAAGUCCAAGAAGCGUCAGGGCUGGAGAACGUUCCUGAUCAUACCGGAGCUGGCCCAGGAGCUUCAUGUGUGGACUGACAAGAGCGCCAUCUUUGAGGAACUUCAGUCACUUGACUGCUUUCUCGCAGAUCUAUACAAGCAUUUGGACAGCAGUAGUAAUGAAAGACCUGACAUCAGCUCACUGCAGAGGCGCAUCAAGAAAGUCACCCAUGACAUGGACAUGUGCUAUGGAAUGAUGGGAAGUCUAUUUCGCAGUGGAUCCCGGCAGACGCUGUUUGCCUCCCAGGUGAUGCGCUACGCUGACCUGUAUGCGGCCUCUUUCAUCAACCUGCUCUACUAUCCCUUCAGCUAUCUGUUCAGGGCUGCACAUGUACUGAUGCCUCACGAGUCGACGGUGGAGCACUCACACGUCAACCUGAUAGACACGGAGUCGCCGCUCGCCACCCGCAACCGCCGAGACUUUGAUGUCAAAGAAAUGGAGAUCAAGCGGCACCAGCUCACUCGAUCCAUCAGUGAGAUCCAGCCGCCUCACCUGUUCCCCCAGGCUCCACAGGAGAUCACCCACUGCCACGACGAGGAUGACGACGAGGAUGACGACGAGGAGGAAGAAGAAGAAGAAGAGGAGGAGUGAAAGGAAGCAGAUAGAUGAGCCUUAUCUCUGUUGCACAUUUUAUUUGAUUGUUCAAAGCGUAAUGUUUUUGUCCAACUUUCAAGCGGCUGAUGGAUAUUUAAUCUCAUCCAGGUUUGCUGGUUUGGCCCGGAUCAUGAAGCCAGUUUGGAUCUAGUUGUUCUUAGUAAAGGAUUGUAAAGGAUUCAGGCAUAAGCAGAUACAGCAAAUAGAAAAGACUGAAUUAUACUGUGUGUUUGUGUGUGUGUGUGUGUGUGUGUGUGUGUGUGUGUGUGUAGGUCCUGCUGGUUUCUGUUCAGCCAUCAGCUUCUCCACUCAGUCGGAGCUCCUUUUUCUUACUGCCAUUUUGCUCUUUUGCUUUUGUUUUCCUGCAGCGUUAUGCACAAGUCUGCCAGUCUGUGCAUGAAGGCAAAGAAGCAGCUUUAUACUAUGUGCUCAUUUAAAUAUGUGGCAGCAGAUUUACAAUUUGUAUUACGUAAAGGCAGACCAAUCAAUUAAAACCAUCGCAACUGCUGGACUGUCAGAUAAAUGCUGGUGAUAAAUAUUUUGUGGGUGGUUAGUAUCAAAAAACAUUUGUGUAAUAAUAUUUAAAAAAGGCUCCAAGCAGAGACCUGAGCAGCUUCUGUAGGUUGUUAAAUGGUUAAACUACAUAAGAUGUUAUCAGCUUCCACUUCCUGUUCUCUGACACUCUGACAGGCUGCUGCUGUUACGACAUCUCAGACCAGCUCAGAUGUCAGGAUGUGGUCAGAUUGUGCAGCUGUACAGAGAAUCCUGUAAACAUGGUCAACUAAUUCUGCAGAGGUGUUUUAGGUUUUACUGGAUGGACUGAUGGAUUAUUCAAUAUUCUAGCUCUAGUUAAUUGACCCUCAGGUCGAUUAGUAAGUUGGUCAAAUUUCAGUCUCUCUUUUUAACUGAUUUGAGUCUGUUCCUCAUCUAGAUUCAUGGUACAACAAGAACACAGAUCAGCCUUCAAAAAUGUUUUUUUUCUUUUGUCUUCCUGCUGUGAGAAGUUAUUCAUUAUUAACUCAUGUAAUCUACCUGUUUAGGAAAUGGCUCACAUUGAGUCUUUUUCCCUCAGCAACAAAGUUCGCUAACACUUUAUUUGAUGGGGUGUGCAUAAGACUGACAUGACACUGUCAUAAA
Messenger RNA from Poecilia latipinna (sailfin molly), 3178 nucleotides. It is a transcript of the gene nt5c2a, whose product is annotated as 5'-nucleotidase, cytosolic IIa. Gene Ontology annotation, molecular function: 5'-nucleotidase activity. The record is from RefSeq and is a predicted model, not a curated record. Bases 302 to 2038 code for a protein of 578 amino acids. The transcript has 19 exons. NCBI's taxonomy places the organism in Eukaryota, Metazoa, Chordata, Actinopteri, Cyprinodontiformes, Poeciliidae.